AUGGACCUAAUCACAGUCAUUCUCUCGUUCUUCUGUUUUCACCUUAUCCAGGCUAUUGAUGUUGGAAAUAUCCCUGUUUGCGCGCAAAACUGCCUGUCGAACUCUACCUCGUCUCAGACAUCCUGCGCCGUCAUUGACAUCGGCUGUCUUUGCAAAAAUAACAAUUAUGUCGCAAGUUUGUCAUGUUGCCUGUUCACCAAUUGCAACUCCACGGAGCAAGCUACUGCAAUCCAGUUCAAUCAACAAGAAUGUGAAGCUGUCAGUGAGACCGCCCCAGAUUUUGUGGGAUGUUCGCCGGCAGGGUUAUCCAGUGUCCUUGCCAGCUUGAGCUCGGAGACAGCAACAGAAGCUGCCACAUCUGCCGUGACUUCAACGACAACCUCAUCCAUGUCGGCGCUCAACACAAGCUUCAGCACCAUAACAGACAACGUGGUCACCGAAGCGGCUGUAGCGACCACAGCCAAGCCCGCAACGGCCGCCUUUUCUGGGCGGCCAUUGAUGACGGGCAGCUGCACAGUGCCGUACUUUGCUAUGGUGACAGGGUCCAACAACAUGGUGACCGAGUUCCCAGUGGUCGGCUGUUCCAAUGGGAGAGGUGACUGCUGCCCGAACCAGGCAGAGAUCAAUGCCGAAAUCACGCGGUGUCCACAGGACUAUUUCACCACGUCGAGUGCCUGCUGUCCAUAUGGCUAUCAGGUAUACUAUACCGCCAUUGGAGGGCAGACGCCAUGUUAUUCCAGCCUGAGCACGACGUUGAUACCGGGAAUCACACCCACUGUGACAGGCCUGACUCUCAUAACCGACCACAUCUUCACAGAGCGCUACAUCCUUGCUCCAAAGGCAGCACGUCCAGGAGGCUUGCCUAUAGGCGGUCUUAUUGGCAUCGUCGUCAACGCAGUGCUGUUCAUAAUUCUCAUCAUCGUCUUCAUAUGGUGGAGAAAGCGGCGAGCUAGGGCGGCAGCGGCAGCGGCAUCAGCGCGAGCAUCAACGUUCCCGGCACAAGAGCCGGCGCUCAUACAGUUUGAAGAAGAACCGGUGACCCACGAGCUGGACAGCCCAGAAAUGCAGCAAAAGUCGCCAGGGGCUGUCUCGCGCUGGCCUAGCAAUCCCGCAUCAUCGCCUCCAGCGUACGAGCCAGAGAGGUUAGUCAAGCCAAUACCUAAGAAACCCAGUGUGCCACAGGAAUUGCCGGGAAGCACGUGGAUCAAUGAACAUCAUCCAGCAUUUUCAGGGAGUGAAGCAUCGACAGAAGCCGAUCCAGCAUCUCCGCCACGAACACCCGUGCAGAAAUCAAGCGGUGGUGGGAGGAGGUCGCCAGUCUUUUCUGAAGCGACGCCAAAGUCGGGGACGAGCCUGUCCGUAAUUGGCCCAGAUGUGUGGACGGCCCUUCCUUCGCUCAUGACUUCUCCGAUGAACUCCAUACGUCGUUAUCGCCUCUCCCGGCUGCGGGCAGAAGGAGAUGUUGCGGGCACGCGGGAACUACACACGACAUCUAGCCAGUCGGCCAACAAGUCAAAUGUGGGUGAUACAUCGUCGAAAGAGGAGCGAGAGGUCCCUGACACUUGCCAGCUACCGUCCAAGAUCGUCAUUCCCGAUUUCAUGAGCACCGUCGCAACGAGCAGCCUACAGUCUGGACCACUAUAUCCUACUUCCCGUCAAUCUCUACCUUGGAUGUUGCCCAGCAUCCGAAGUAUCAUGAUACCACACCAGACCCCUCUCUCCUCCCUUCGACGAGCCUUCUCCACAGGUGCGCCCAGAGCCGCAGCGAAGACAUCGCCUGCCAGAGCCGUUGGCCUCGCCCCCCGCCGCACGCAGCCAUCAAUGACAUCUCUCCUGUUUGGUCCUCCACGCAAAGGAGACUCUAGUUAUUUCACAUCGCGUCGGCAAUUCUCCACCACCUUUCAGCCUGCAAGCCAGAACAUGCUCGCGCAUGCUGAAAAGACAGCCAACAACAACCCUACAAGCGCCACUGCUCAGAAUGCCUUCUACUCCGCUCUGUUGCGUUCCAACAUGCCCAAGAUUGUCAUCGAAAGAUACCAGUCCGGUCGGUAUGCCACAAAUCCCACGGUCGACGCCACUUACCUCAAAGCUCUCCAAAUGACUGGCUUUGUGCCUGCACCGGGGUCCGCACCUGGGUUUGCAGGUGCCAGCAACAUGGUACAAGGUGGUGGUUUGGGUCAAGACAAGCUACAAGCUGUAGGUCAGGCGGUUGCCGGACAGAACUAUGGUGGACAACUCGUCAUGUCAGGCACAAAGUCGGGUACAGGCGCAAAAGAAGCACCCUUAUAUGUCGUGGUGGAAGAAUCAUGGGGCGCCACAAUUCUGAAAUGGGUCAAAAUGUUCCUCUGGGUCGGUCUCUCCGGUUACUUUUUGCUAGUCGUCCUCACCAUGGUGGUCGAGUUUACCGGAAAUUUCCGUACCCGGGGCGGGCAAAACAACGAAGUUCAACCUCAGCACCAAACCGUACGUUUCAGCGACGUGCACGGUUGCGACGAAGCCAAGGAAGAAUUGCAAGAACUGGUCGAAUUCUUGAAGAACCCGGAAAAAUUCAACAGGUUGGGUGGCAAGCUUCCCAAGGGUGUUCUUCUGGUUGGUCCACCUGGUACCGGUAAGACCAUGCUUGCUCGUGCUGUGGCGGGAGAGGCUGGAGUCCCGGUAUUCUACAUGUCUGGUUCGGAAUUCGAUGAGCUUUAUGUCGGCGUUGGUGCGAAACGUGUUCGAGAUCUCUUCUCCCAAGCCCGGAACAAGGCGCCAGCUAUCAUCUUCAUUGACGAGCUUGAUGCUGUGGGAGGCAAACGAAACGCGCGUGAUCCAGCCUAUGCCAAGCAGACACUCAACCAGCUGCUGACAGAGCUGGAUGGUUUCAGCCCAAGUACUGGGGUGAUCCUCAUUGCUGCCACCAACUAUCCAGAAUCUCUCGACAAAGCACUCACUCGACCUGGCCGCUUCGACCGUAAUGUCAACGUACCUCUACCCGACGUCCGAGGCCGGGUUGAGAUCCUCAAGCACCAUAUGAGGAAUAUGCCUAUCUCCGCUGACGUGGACGCUACCAAGCUUGCACGAGCGACCAGUGGCAUGUCUGGGGCUGAGCUAGAGAAUCUUUGCAACCAGGCUGCAGUCCACGCUUCUCGCCUCAAGUAUAAGAAGGUCAAUGCGCACAAUUUCGAAUGGGCCAAAGAUAAGAUUAUCAUGGGAGCCGAGAACAAGUCUAGAGUGAUCCGCGAGAAGGACAAGAUCUGCACCGCUUAUCAUGAAGCCGGCCAUUGCUUGGUCAACCUCUUUACACCAGGCAGCCAGGAGUUGUACAAGAUGACAAUCAUACCUAGAGGUCGUGCUCUGGGUGUGACCCACCAGUUACCCGAGAUGGAUGCUGUCAGCAUGGGAUACGAUCAAUAUCUCAGCCAGAUUGAUGUCUCCAUGGGUGGCCGAGCGGCUGAAGAACUGAUCUAUGGUCCUAACAAGGUCACAAGCGGUAUCUCGUCCGACGUUCAAGCCGCCACACAAGUUGCAUAUCACCUGGUGACGCAAUGCGGCUUCUCGCCCAGUCUUGGUAACGUUGACUUGGCUUCUGACUACAAUAAUCUGUCAAGCCAGACAAAGCAGGAAAUCGAGCGCGAAGUUCGAAACAUUGUUGAAGCCGGGAGACAGCGAGCCGACAAGAUUGUGAAAGAGAAGCGCAAGGAAUUGGAGGCGCUCAAAGACGCCCUGAUGGAAUUUGAGACGCUCGACCGCGAGGAGAUCCUCAAGAUUCUACGCGGUGAGAAGUUAGAACGACUCGAAGUGCAGCUACAACAAGAUGACGACAAGAACGACAGCAACAACAGCAGUGGCCGAGGCAGUUCGCCGGCAAUCAAAAAGGGGAAGGAAGUCGGUCCCAAAGGGGGUGUAGGGAUUAAGCUUCCUGACGUUCUGCUCCCUCCUGGUGCGACCACCGGCGCAGGCGAGAAGGAGGGUGCUGCUCGAGUCUCGGGCAGAUGA
Messenger RNA from Exophiala viscosa, 3978 nucleotides. RefSeq lists its product as uncharacterized. Gene Ontology annotation, biological process: protein quality control for misfolded or incompletely synthesized proteins; mitochondrion organization. Bases 1 to 3978 code for a protein of 1325 amino acids. NCBI's taxonomy places the organism in Eukaryota, Fungi, Ascomycota, Eurotiomycetes, Chaetothyriales, Herpotrichiellaceae. Gene Ontology annotation, molecular function: ATP binding; ATP hydrolysis activity; metalloendopeptidase activity. The transcript is spliced from 5 exons. The record is from RefSeq and is a predicted model, not a curated record. Gene Ontology annotation, cellular component: mitochondrial inner membrane.